Endocarpon pusillum Z07020 is the source of this 1887-nucleotide messenger RNA. RefSeq lists its product as uncharacterized. The record is from RefSeq and is a predicted model, not a curated record. NCBI's taxonomy places the organism in Eukaryota, Fungi, Ascomycota, Eurotiomycetes, Verrucariales, Verrucariaceae. Gene Ontology annotation, biological process: biosynthetic process. The coding region runs from base 1 to 1887 and encodes 628 amino acids. Gene Ontology annotation, molecular function: intramolecular lyase activity; geranylgeranyl diphosphate synthase activity. The transcript has 3 exons.
AUGGGUUUAGACUACGCGUGGAUACAUCUGAUUUUCACGAUACCCCCAGCAGUAAUACUAACCAUUAUACUACGUCCUUUGGUCACGAAAAUCGACCUGUACAAGAUCGUCUUCCUUGUUUCCGUCGCUGUCAUCUACACCAUCCCAUGGGACUCCUACUUAAUACACACCAAAGUAUGGACAUACCCGCCCCAUGGAAUCCUUGGUCCCACACUCUGCGAGAUUCCUCUCGAGGAGUUGUUCUUCUUUGUCAUCCAGACCUACAUGACCUCGCUCUUGUACAUACUGGUCAACAAACCCACCGUCUACCUGACGUACCUCUUCGAUGACACUGACCCACGGAAGAGUCAUGUUCAAUAUUUCCGAUGGCGGAAAAGGCUUGGCCAAGUCUUCUUCGCCUGCUUCACCCUGUCCUCCUACUACUUCAGUACCCUUCCAUCGUCCAAAGGCACGUAUCUUGCUCUGAUAUGCGUUUGGGCCGGUCCUGUGGUCUUCGCGCUCUGGUCUCUUGCCUAUCAACCAUUGUUAACGCUUCCAAGAUCGAAAACCUGGUUGCCCAUCAUCCUGCCAACAGCAUAUCUAUGGAUUGUUGACACCAUUGCAUUACUGCGUGGUACUUGGACCAUAGAAUCUGGGACCAAAGUUGGUCUGCAGAUGUGGCCCGGACUGGAGGUUGAGGAAGCGUUGUUCUUUCUGGUCACAAACACGCUGGUUGUCUUUGGACUUACCGCUUUUGAGAACGCCUUGGCAGUGGUGGAGGCAUUUCCAGACAAAGUGCCAGUUGUCCCAACCUUCCCCAGUCCCAGCCUACUGAUGCAAGCAUUGUUCCUCUCGCCGGCAGAAUACGACACUUCACGGAUCAAUGGCAUCAGAGAGGCUCUGAAGAAUCUCUCUGCCAAAUCCCGCUCCUUUUAUCUCGCAAGCUCGAUUUUUAGCGGUCGUCUACGAUUGGACCUCAUUCUGUUGUAUGCAUUCUGUCGCGUUGGGGAUGAUCUGGUUGACAAUGCUGGUUCUGCAGAAGAAGCAGAGCGCUGGAUUUCUCAUCUUACUGUCUUUUUGGAGACUUCAUAUUCGGCGGAUCAUUCCAAGAGGAAGCUUGACGAAGCACUGGCACCAUUUCCGCCAGCCAGUCGUGCGAUAUUGGCACUCCUUCCAACCCAGGCCUUGCCUUCGCAGCCUCUCUUCUCUCUUCUCGAAGGAUUUACGUCUGAUGUCGACUUCUCUCGGCUCAAAGGGAAAGUUCCAAACAAGGAAGCGGCCAGAUUCCCAAUCAAGACAGCAUCUGACCUCGAAAUCUACGCGUCUCGUGUGGCUUCCACCGUGGCGGAGCUGUGUCUUCACCUGGUCUAUCACCAUGAGCCUGGUUCAAACACCAAGCAAAACUCGUUUUCCUCCAUGAGCAUUCGUGAUAGAUGUCUCAAGAAUGGUGCCAAAAUGGGCCUCGCCCUGCAAUAUACAAACAUUGCUCGAGACGUUUACGUGGACGCUAGAGAUGGAAGAUGCUACCUACCGACCGAUUGGCUUCGUGAACAAGGAACCACCCCAGAACAGGUGAUCGAGACACACGGCAGAGCAGACGGCGUGGCUGAAACGAGGAAGCGCCUGCUGGACAAUGCUUUCGCAAUCUACAAAGAGAGCCGAGGAGCCAUCGAAGAUUUGCCUCAAUAUGCACGAGCAGGCAUUCGCGUCGCUGUUGAAAGCUACAUGGAAAUCGGAAGAGUUUUGGUCGAGAAGAUGGCUGCAGGUGGGCCACUUGAGGAGUUAUCAGGUAGCGGACGACGCAAUCGUGCAAGCGUACCAAAGCCACGUCGGCUGCUUGUCGGAUGGGGGGCUUUGACAGGUCGAAGAUCAGGCGCGAUACCAGAGAAGCAAGUGAAAACAGGCUAA